UCCAUUUCCAUUCUACGUGUCCGACAUUCCCGACUCUUUGCGCACAACAUCGCCCAGUAGAACAAAUCAUGGCUUUCAACAAAGAUGAAAUGCAUGCUCCCCAAUGGAUGGAUGAUGCAUUUUUUGAGAAAGUGCUUAAACAUUCGGAAAACGAUUCCGAUCUAUCAGUGAGCGACAGUAAACUCAUCCCAGGUACUAAACCGGGAGACCAUUUCGCGAGUGUCAUUUUCCGCGCCAAAGUCACUUAUAACAGCCGUGGCAAGGAUUGUGAAAUAUCGCUGAUUAUUAAAACGAUUCCUGCGCAGGAAGGUAUCAAGAAGGACCUCCUCAAAGGAGGGGAGAUUUUCGGAACGGAAACCAUCAUGUACCAAACGGUGAUCCCGGAAAUGGUACGUCUGUUGCGUUCGGUUGGAGACAACACGGAGUUUGGACCGAGGCUCCUAUACUCUUCAAACGACCCAUUCUGGGUAAUGGUAUUCGAGGAUAUCACCAAACGAGACUACCAAAUGAAGUAUCAUCAGUUGAACCUCGUCGAUGCUAAGAUUGUGUACACAAAACUGGCACGAUGGCAUGCUGCUUCAAUAGUUUUAUCUGAUACGGUGCCAGUUAUUCCUAAGUUAGACAAAAGCCUCAUAGCUGUAAUGCAUACGGAUUUCAGUAAAAUGUGGAUAGCGAACAUAGCUAUACUGGCCAAACUCUGUCACGGAUGGUCUGGCUAUGAAAAGUACGGUGACCGUUUGGACAGCUUAAAGGACACCAUCAUAACCAAGCUAAAAAACAUCUUUCAACUUAAGGACUCCAAUCUGUACAAUGUGCUGAACCAUGGCGACUUACAUUACAAGAAUAUGAUGUACAAAAUCAAGGAAGGCGCUACGAAAGACAUUAUGCUGCUUGACUAUCAAAUGAGCUUCUGGGGGACUCCUGCAUGCGAUAUUAUCUAUUCAUUGUACAAUACAUGCUCGAUAGAGACGAGAGACAAUCAUCGCGAUGAGCUGAUCAAGUUCUAUCACGAUGAGUUCACAGCUACGUUGAACAACUUGGGUUAUCUAAAGAAAAUUCCGACUCUGGUUGAUUUACACGUGGAAAUUCUGAAGUGCGGAUAUUUAGAAACAUUCCUGUCGUGUACAUUCCUUCCUGUCAUGAUUUUACCAUUCGAAGAGAUCAUGUCCGCAUCUGCAAUUGAGAACCCAGAAGAAGGAGUUGAUCUUGACCUUGGCGAUAAGGAUAAGUUGGAAGCAAUGAUGCUGAAAAUAUUUCAGCAUCCCAAGUACGUUUCUGUAAUCCAGCGAUAUUUGCCUGCUCUGCUUCAUAGAGGAUUUUUAGAGUUAUGAACAAACUAAUAAUU
This is a messenger RNA of Armigeres subalbatus, 1345 nucleotides long. RefSeq lists its product as uncharacterized. The transcript is spliced from 5 exons. The record is from RefSeq and is a predicted model, not a curated record. NCBI's taxonomy places the organism in Eukaryota, Metazoa, Arthropoda, Insecta, Diptera, Culicidae. The coding region runs from base 69 to 1331 and encodes 420 amino acids.